Rhagoletis pomonella (apple maggot) is the source of this 1772-nucleotide messenger RNA. RefSeq lists its product as uncharacterized. The record is from RefSeq and is a predicted model, not a curated record. Bases 494 to 1045 code for a protein of 183 amino acids. Gene Ontology annotation, biological process: proteolysis. Gene Ontology annotation, molecular function: zinc ion binding; nucleic acid binding; aspartic-type endopeptidase activity. The transcript is spliced from 2 exons. NCBI's taxonomy places the organism in Eukaryota, Metazoa, Arthropoda, Insecta, Diptera, Tephritidae.
CAAAUCCUGCCAUCGUUUGAUCCGAAUGAUAAAUCGUUGUAGUCGGUGCAGUUUGUCGGUCGGGUCGAGCAACUAUUACAUGUGUAUGAGUGGAAAGAGAAGAUACUUCUUUUUGCAGUACAAGCAAAAUUAAAGGGUGCUGCAAAAAUGUGGAUAGAUUCCGCGCCAAUUGUGUAUGUAAAUUGGUCGCAUUUUGUGAAAGAUUUUCUUGAUCACUUUCCGUCAGUGAUUAAUUCAGCUGACGUCCAUAUCGAACUAAUGAGUAUGCGGCGAGGGGUAAAUGAAACCUCUGAAAUGUUUUACUAUCGCGUGUUGGCUAAAGGUCAUCAAGGUCGGGUGGAUGACCAAGCGAUCAUAAAGUAUGUCAUAAACGGGUUAAACGAUACGGAUAUGAAAAAGUGUCUAUCAGUGGCAAGGUAUCGAUUUAUUAUAUGCGAUUCAAAACUAUAGUGCUUAUAAUGUCGCGAAGAAUAGCGCGCCGGUUAAGCAGACAAUGCAAGACAAUCAAAUCAAACGUUCGACAAAUGAAAAGAAGUCAAAGGGUGACAUUAUUUGCUAUAAUUGUCGUAAAACCGGCCAUAUAUCGCGGGAAUGUAGUGAGAAGAAACAGAAACCAAAAUGUGGAAAGUGUGGUGAAAUUGGUCACCGUAUAACAGAUUGCACAGGGCAAAAACAAAAAUCCGAAAAGUGCAACGCGAUUGAAGACGAACCUAUCAAAUUUACGGUAAAAAAAGUUUUGGUACAUGACAACGAAAUCGAAGCUUUUGUUGACACAGGUAGCUCACGCUCGUUGGUGCGUAACUCAGUUGCGGCAAACAUAGAACAAUGUUUGAUGGAAAAGUGCUAUGUGCGCCUCAAAGGUUUUGGAGGCGGAGUGUUUGAGUGUUAUAACAAAAUACAUGUCAUGAUGAAAAUUGAUAAUGCGAGCGUUUGCGUACAUUUAUUGGUUGUUGAUGACAAUUUGAUUGAAAAUGAUAUUCCCCUCGGGCGUGAUGUCCUAUGCUCGGGUGAAAAUAAAUACAUAAUCGAUGGUGACACCGUAUAGGUUGCCUUUUGCAAAACGCCCUUUAGUAAAUGAGAUGAUUCAUGACUUAUUAGAAAAAGAUAUUAUUCGAGUGUCUAAUUCUGCGUAUGCUUCGCCGAUAGUAGUGGUUGCGAAGAAAAAUAACGAAUAUAGGAUGUGUGUUGACUACAGACAGUUGAAUCGGGUUACAGUCAAGCAGCCGUUCCCUAUGCCAAUUAUGGACGAACUUUUUGCUAUACUCGCGGGUAAUCGCUAUUUUACGGUCUUAGACUUCAACAUGGGGUAUCAUCAAAUCGAAGUUGAAGAGAGUAGUAAACAAUUCACCGCGUUCGUUACUAAUGAUUGUCAUUACGAAUAUAAUCGUAUGCAAUUUGGUCUCGUAAACGCGCCGGCGGUAUUCCAGACCAUGAUGAAUGAACUAUGCAUUAAAAUGAAACCGAGGAAAGUGAUCGCAUAUCUCGAUGAUGUAAUAAUACCGAGUGUAACUGUGAGUGAUGGCCUAAAAACACUGCGAAUUUUUAGCUUUGCUUGAACAGGCCGAUUUGACUUUGCGGAGAGAUAAGUGCAAAUUUCUGGCCACAGAAAUAAACUUCCUCGGUCAUAAAGUGAACGUUAAUGGUAUUACGCCCGGCGAGUGUAAAGUGAAGGCGAUCCGUGAAUUCCCGGUACCGACUAACGCGACCGAGGUACGACGAUUCUUGGGUCUCACAGGGUUUUUUAGAAAGUUCGUGAAGAACUAUGCGAUCAC